AUGGUUCAAGUAUCACAAAUUGAAGCUUAUCACUCAUUGAAGGAUAGAGCGGAAAGUUUUAACUUACUUUGUAUCGUGGAGUCUAUAAUUGGUGGUCUUAUUCUAGAACAACCUAAAAAUCCUAUUGAAUAUAUUAAAAAUCGUCUAAUUGACACAAAACAUAUUCAAGAAAAUGUUAAAAUACACAAUGAAUUAUAUACCUGGCCACAUCAUCCAUUAUUAGAUUCAUCUAAAUCUCUUACAAAUGAUGAACAUCAUCAUUUCCUCAAAAGUUGUUUCUAUCAUCGUAUUAAAUGUUUACAAGGGGAUAAAUUACCUCUUGAACAUACAUCUGAAAAUGAAUCUAACAAUACUGAAAUUACAAAUCCAUUAUUCUCAUUAACAGAGCUUUAUUUAAAUCCAUAA
This is a messenger RNA of Schistosoma rodhaini, 405 nucleotides long. Lineage: Eukaryota; Metazoa; Platyhelminthes; Trematoda; Strigeidida; Schistosomatidae. The record is from the annotation of a GenBank genome assembly.